Amphiprion ocellaris (clown anemonefish) is the source of this 3049-nucleotide messenger RNA. It is a transcript of the gene sfxn5b, whose product is annotated as sideroflexin 5b. Gene Ontology annotation, cellular component: mitochondrial inner membrane. Gene Ontology annotation, biological process: citrate transport; monoatomic ion transport; mitochondrial transmembrane transport. Bases 197 to 1174 code for a protein of 325 amino acids. Lineage: Eukaryota; Metazoa; Chordata; Actinopteri; Pomacentridae. The record is from RefSeq and is a predicted model, not a curated record. The transcript has 14 exons. Gene Ontology annotation, molecular function: citrate transmembrane transporter activity; monoatomic ion transmembrane transporter activity.
UAGCGUUCACCUUAUCGAUUAUUUGGGAUGUGUAGUCAUGCGGUUCAACUUUGCCAGUGUUAACGCAAACCAGAGGACUACGGCUCCCGGCAGGCGUAGCGGCACAGUGCUUCACUAGUUACACAUUGAGUGUAGUUCGCUGCACUUGGAAAUCCGUUCAUGAUUCAGUUCAUUAAUAAAUGAACAGCUGGGUGUCAUGGCGGAGUCUGCAGCGUGUCCUGCUUUCCAGCUCGGCAGAUCCCGAUACGACCAGAGUUCAUUCCUUGGUCGACUGAGACACUUUGUAGACAUCAUCGACCCCAGCACCCUGUUUGUGUCGGAGAUACGAUUAAAAGAAUGCAUCAAGCUCCUUGAUGACUAUAAACAUGGCACGCUUCCACCUGGAGUGUCCGAUGUUCAGUUGUGGGAGGCCCAGAAGAUCAAACAGGCCAUCAUUCAUCCUGACACAGGGGAGAAGAUCUUCAUGCCAUUUCGAAUGUCAGGUUAUGUACCAUUCGGAACACCAAUUGUCAUUGGCCUCCUUCUCCCAAAUCAGACUGUGGUGUCUACCAUUAUUUGGCAGUGGCUGAAUCAGAGUCACAAUGCCUGCGUGAACUACGCCAACCGCAACGCUACAAAGCCUACGCCAACAUCUAAGUUUCUUCAAGGCUAUGUGGGAGCCGUGACGAGUGCCGUCUCCAUUGCAGUGGGACUGAAUGUGCUGAUUCAGAAGGCCAACAAGCUGAGCCCUGCCACCAGAAUGAUAAUCCAGAGACUUGUCCCCUUCCCAGCUGUAGCGAGUGCAAACAUCUGCAACGUGGGCCUGAUGAGACACAAUGAGCUGUCUGAAGGUAUCGAUGUGCUGGACAACAAUGGGAAUGUGGUGGGAUCCUCCAAAAUCGCUGCAAGACAUGCUAUCAUGGAGACCGCCUUCACACGUGUGGUCCUCCCCAUGCCGAUCUUCGUCCUGCCCCCCAUCAUCAUGUCCUACCUCGAGAGGCUGCGAUUCCUGCAGAGCAACCGCAGAUUGUUGCUGCCCAUCCACAGCUUUGUGUGCCUGCUCACCUUCGGCCUCUCGCUGCCUGUGGCCAUCAGUCUGUUCCCCCAGAUGUCUCAGAUUGAAGUAUCUCGCCUUGAGCCGGAGAUCGCCAUGGCAACAGAUUGCAAGGUGGUGACCUACAACAAGGGUUUAUGAUGGAUGGCGUGGUGCGGGAGAGGAGAGGACGAUGGGAGCGAGGCUGCGAUGAGAAAAGCCGUCGGGGAGAACCAGCAGCAGGGUUCCUCCUGUAGACAGGUUGGAGAACUGUCUCCUGCCUUGUAAUCGCUGUAGAUCAGCACUAACCCCAUGUUUCUAAACCUGUUUUCUACUGUAAUAAUGGAGAUGAGGAAUCUUGAGAGUUUGAAAAUGCCAUAGAUUAUUUUCUUUCUUCCUGAUUUUAAGAACUCUGUAUAUAGAAAUGCUGUUAUAUUUACUGUAAAAUCAAUUUUUAUCAUUAAUCAAUUAUUUAAUAAGUACAAUUCAGUGUUUACACACACACACACACACACACACACACACACACACACACACAAUCACACACACACACACACACACACACACACACACACACACACACACACACACACACACACACACGUCACACUACUACUGAUGUAGUUCUGGCUACUCAAGUAUAUUUUCGCGUUUUAAAUGCAGUUUAACUUGCAAUAAAUUACAUUUCCGUCCACUUUGGAGGUUUAAGGUAAACCUUUUGAUGUGACAAAUGUCUUAACCAACAGAUUCCUGUUCAAACAUCUAGCUCUAUUAUUUGUUUGGAGCUGUGUUUUCGGCCUCCCUUUUUGGUCUCCAUCACCUUCUGAGAGGAAAAUAUCUGGAUUUUCAGCUGCUAAAUGCUCCACUGAGUUUAUCAGAGCUGCUUGGAUAGAAGCAGCUGUGAGUGAAUCAAAGCAGUGAAGCUCUGAAGCUGGAAAAGAAAAAAAACAAGAGGUGAUGGAGGUUAUAAAGCUCUGUGGAACUGAGAGGAGCUGCAGAGUAAGAUAAAUAUUUCUCUCUGAGUUCAUCACAAGGAGCAGCUCUUCACAGCAAUGCGUUGAAUCCUGUGAUCCAUUUUCCCACAGAUGCAUUUAUAUUAUCUGUUUUCGUGUUGUCCAUGACACAAAGAAGGAUCCCACUUCCUCUUUUGUCUGGCAAUCAACUGGCUGAGGUUUUGGUGCUAAACAGGAGCUUGUAAACUAAUCAGCUGCUAAUUAAUUUAUCUUUGUGUCAGCCACUUAGCUCCUGAAUUAGUAGCUUCCAUUUGUUUUGACUGUGUAACCCUUAAAAAUGAAGCCAUGACUGCUGACAGCUCCUUGACAAGUAGAUUAAUUUCUAUUCUUCUGGUCUGAAGAGGUGAAAUAUUCAAGUCUGAGUCUGAAUUGUUCAGGUGAUCAUUAGUUUAAAUCAGAGGCUUGUUCCUGACCCAACUAAUACUUGAUUUUUUUGCGAUUUUCUUUUAACUUGAUAACGAUACAUCAGCACUUGUAACACCUCAAAAUGGAAAUUACUGAGGACUUGUACUGAGUGGGACACUUUAGAGCUGAAAACCUGACAGAUCAGUGCUCUCUGGUGGACAAACCGAAGAGAAAAUAUGAUGCAGAUCUUUCUGAACUGCAGUUUCUUCUCACCUGAACGCUGGUAAUCACAGAGGCUCCAGGCUGUGAAAGUGGUUCAUAGAACCUGUGGGAAACAUUUUGCAAUAAAUAUCAGUAUGUAUUAAAACUCUGAAAUCUCCAGGCAGCACUGCUGAUAUCAAACUGUUUAAUGUGAAACCUGCUGAUGACGACUGUGGAGCGACUGAGAACACAAUGCAUGCUCUACUGUACAUUUAUGUAAAUUUUUGUGUUUUUUAAACUGAUAGCUGAUUACAUUCCAGGAUUUGAACCCAAAUAAUGUGAAAUAACACACAGAACUCCUGAUAUUAAUGUUCCUUCCUAACUUGUAUGAAGGACAUUUUGCUCCACUACUGACUGUUGUUAAACCGCUCAUGUAUUCUUAAGAAAUUCUUAAUAAAUUUGGUCUUUUGUACAAUAA